AUGGUUGAGCUGCAUAGCAAAAAUUUUGGAACAGUGACAGAUGACUGCUCAUGUGAACCUAGCAAUACGACUCCCAAACCAUACACUGGUAUUCCUACUACAUCACUGCCUCCAGAGUGCUACAGCCCGCCCGGAGAUUCGUGUGAUUGGUACCGAAACUGCUUGGAAAAGAAGUACCCAUGUGAAGAUACCAGCAAUGCGUACGCUAUCAAAUACGCUGAGAAGUUUUGUCGAUUAUAUGAUGACCGAUAUUCCAUAUUCAGUUCGGAGGGACGGACAUGGGUGGAUGCUGUUCGUAAGUGUCUUCAAGUGUCCUUAGUACCUAUACUGCGACCCUGGUAUAAGCUGUCGUGUAAAGACAUACGACAGAGGGCUUUUGCUUCACACACUCCAUGCUACCUAAAUCCAGAUAAAGACGCACCAUCCAUCUGUGAUCUGGGCUACAAAGAUUUCCUUCAGAUCUUCCUGACAAUUAAAAGGUCUUUCAUUCAGCUGGACACUUUGUGGGAAUCAUUGAAAGGAAUGUGGAACGUAGGAACCGGAUGUGCCGCUUCCUAUGUCAAAGAGGCACUCACAAAGGCAGUGAUCAAAAUCAGCAAAAUUCAGGUUGUGAAGAACCUCCUAAAUCGGGAUAAGCGAUCGUUGUCCGACCCUCUUCCAGAAGCUGAUGCUCGAAGUCGCUUCGCAGAUCAAGUAGGUUCCGCUAUCGCGAAAGCCUUGAAGUGGAAUACUGAUGUGAUGGACUGGCUGGCCUACCCUGAGAAUGUCACACAUGCCGACGAUCCAGAUAUUUCGAAUAUCAUCAUCGUGUUAGCCGACAUAAAAGCCCUGGGCAUCGUGAGCACCUUUAUGCCGGACAUCAACUUCAACCAGACUAUCGAAGAAUUUGCGUCAGCUGUUGCAAAAGGAACUCUUCCUUUGCAGGUAGAUGGGCACAAUGUGUGGGUAAAAUCCUUGGCUUCUUGUUCCGACAAAUCCUGUAACAGCACCCAGGUACUGGCGGUUUCAGACAAACCUCCCAAAUGGAACAAGAAUUCUGCUCAUUUCGCCUUUUGUAACCUCGGGCUGUAUGGAUUCACAGCGACACUGGUCAUUUUUCUGAAUAAACUGUUCUUUUAG
Molecule: messenger RNA, 1119 nt
Organism: Porites evermanni
Lineage: Eukaryota; Metazoa; Cnidaria; Anthozoa; Scleractinia; Poritidae
Source: the annotation of a GenBank genome assembly